This is a messenger RNA of Cuscuta europaea, 1521 nucleotides long. The record is from the annotation of a GenBank genome assembly. NCBI's taxonomy places the organism in Eukaryota, Viridiplantae, Streptophyta, Magnoliopsida, Solanales, Convolvulaceae.
UUCAGUCACUUCAAUCAAAAUUUUAUAAAUUUAAUACUCCGUAAGAUUUUAGUAUUAUCAAACGGGCACUCUCUCUAUAAGCCGGAAUCUAUUGAUACUACACAAUCAUUGAUGUUCGGUUAAAGAUGCACACUUGCACAGUUGCACUAUGUAAAUCCAGGCAUAAGAGCAUAAGCACAACAGUCCACUGUUUUAGUUAGCCCCCCAUCCUCCCCUCUCUUUAUAUAUUUUGAUUCUCAACAGACACACACUCCCGCAUUAAACAAUAUAAUCCCCUCCCAUAAAAAGUGUAUUGCAUACAAUUUCUACUUGUAGCUAUUUAUCAUCAGAUUAGGAGUUUGAGAUCCAAGAUUUCAUUCAGAACAAAAUGUCCCAAAAGUUGUUUCACCGGAGAGACGACUCAGGCGAGCUUGAUGUGUUUGAGGCUGCAAACUAUUUCAACGAUGAUCAAGUCUCUUUCUCUGAUAAUAACCAAAUUAAUGUCAAUGGUGGGGGCUGCCACAGCCAAGCUGCCUCCAGCAAUGAGGAAAGAAUGAGCACUGACACUCUUUUUCCUCCGGACACCCAACAUUCAUCAACUGAAUCCGAAAUAGAAAAGCCAAUAGCCCUGAAAGAGAAGUGCAAGCAGCCCAGCUCUCCAGGAGGGAAGCUAGCCUGCUUCUUGAAUUCACUCUUCAGCCAAACAAACAGUUCCAAGAAGAAGAACCAUAAAUCGAAAACCCGCAUGAACAAGGAGGAAGAAGAUAAUGCUCACAUCCGGGCAGGGUCACUGAGGAAGAAGAGAAGGAGCAGCAGCAGCUUAAGUGAAGAAGAAGAAGAAGAAGUCUAUUCAACAAAUACUACUUUCAAAAUCAAUGCUCCAUUUCCGUACAACCCCAAAAUCCCAUCAUCCAAGGAUGAUGAGGAUGAGGAUGAGGAUGAUCACAGGCCAGCAGGAUACAAGUUCAUGUUCAGCUGUGGGAUUUCAGAGAUCAGAAGGAGAAGUGUUCAUUGGACAGGUGAAUGUAAAGCAGAAAAAUAUGAUAAUAAUAAAUGCAGCAAGUUUGAUGAUGAUUGUGAGGAUGAUGAGGAUGAGGAUUAUCACAGUGAUUCAAGCUCUGAUCUGUUUGAUUUGCCAAUCAGUGAGGUGCUGGGUUACUAUACCAGUACUGGUUUGCCUGCUGUUGUUUAUAAGGCUGCUCAAAUAGAUUACAUCAAGAGAGGUGCACCCAUUUCUACUGUGAUUUGAGUUUGGUCAAAUUAGAUCUACCAGCUCUGCUAUUGAUGCAAGGAAAAGUGGUGAAAUGGUUUUGUUUAUUGUUUCAAAUUCAAUUACCUAAGUUUAUAAAAAAAGAAUGACGUCACAUCUCUGAGGGGCCCCCAAACCCAACCGAACAGUACAUUGGGAGGAACCUAAGUUCAUAUACACACACAAUUAAUUUCUUGAAGGGUUGAGAUCUUGCUCCCAACCUCCCACCCACACCAAAAUUAAUUUGUUGAAGGGUCAAAUAGGCACUAUACUCGUCAGAAAUGCUCAAUUAG